Messenger RNA from Frieseomelitta varia, 1027 nucleotides. Its product is annotated as dynein regulatory complex subunit 7-like. Gene Ontology annotation, cellular component: motile cilium. The transcript is spliced from 2 exons. The record is from RefSeq and is a predicted model, not a curated record. Bases 245 to 631 code for a protein of 128 amino acids. Gene Ontology annotation, biological process: flagellated sperm motility. Lineage: Eukaryota; Metazoa; Arthropoda; Insecta; Hymenoptera; Apidae.
GAGCAUGCUGCCGCCUGUCGAGCGGUCCAGAAACUAAUAAAGACCACGCGAGAAACAUCUUCCGUUUCCCGUAAGUUACCAUGGCAAUAAACAAUGCUUCGGGGAACGAUUUUAAAUUGUAACGACCUUAGAUACAAACGAACGCCGAUGAUAAACUGAAUCGUCCGUAACGGCGGCCCCUUAAGUAAGUUACUAGCUUCAUUUUUGCUCGCAAUUUUCGAUCGCUAAACUCGUCAGAUUCAGGAUGUCCAAGGGGGACGAGAGUCGCGAGAGUUACGAAAGUGCAUCGACGUCGCCGGACGAGGAAGAUGACAGAUCGAGGAAACGAUCGGCGCACGAAAGUUUCGUGAAAAUAACUCGGGAGCAGAUAGAGGAGAUGCAGCGCGAGCUGUGCCUGAUUAAACUGUGCUGGCCGGAAGUGGACCGCGCGAGGGAUCUCUACUUGAAAUCGCUUCCAAGCAGCUACUGCACGGUCACCGAUAAGGAGAAGCUGCUCGCUUGGUACGCCGAGAAUUUUCGGCGACAGUAUCACGCGAAAUACCCGGAACGAAAACCGUUGUUGCUGAUGUGCGAGAAUGAGUGCGGCGUGCAAAGUUGCAACGCGCAUUUCGUUACUUCGUCCUAUCUAUAAGUAGCAAAUCAUUAUUUUCACAAACGAAACGACGGCGUCGUGAAAAAGUGCAGUCUCGUGGCGGCGAGUGUUGAUAACGAUCCAGCUGGCGCGAUCCAUCUGCAACGAGGUAACUCUCUUCGGGAGCAAAUUCAACCUGCGUAUUCUCCUCACCCCCCGGUGAGCAGUGAGCCUCCUCCCCAGCGGGGAGGAUGUUCUCUGUUUUGUCGGUAAAAAAGGAUAAGUUAAAGAAUUAUGUAAAUACGUUCGUGUUUUAUUUGCUUAUUCUUUUUUUUUUUUCGUGGUGUAUUCUCUUGAUAAAUAUUCAUUCGACUCAUUGUACAAAUUGUAUUACUCUCUCAUAUAAAAAUUAAAAUGUGUUAUAAAUAAAAUUAUCGGCAUUAUACUGCUACGAAA